Messenger RNA from Aspergillus nidulans FGSC A4, 2178 nucleotides. RefSeq names its product ferric reductase family protein. Bases 1 to 2178 code for a protein of 725 amino acids. NCBI's taxonomy places the organism in Eukaryota, Fungi, Ascomycota, Eurotiomycetes, Eurotiales, Aspergillaceae. Gene Ontology annotation, molecular function: oxidoreductase activity. Gene Ontology annotation, cellular component: membrane. The transcript has 9 exons. The record is from RefSeq and is a predicted model, not a curated record.
AUGCGGCCACCUUUUUCUGUGCUUACAUUCCUCGUUUUCUGGAUCCCCGCAGCACAAGCCGGCUCCAGCAUCGUCCCCGUCAAUGAGCGGUGUGUCGACUCCAUCGUUACAGCCUACACAUAUAUAACUUUCGCCGGAUCAACUUCGCGGAAAUUUCUCGAUCAACGAUGUCAGAACGCACUGGCUGUUACGUCGAUCUAUGCUUCAUCGAAUGUUUACUGUCGGCCUGAAGAACGGGAGGCUGGGAUUGCACGGCUUGAUGGAAUUUGUAGUGAUGCGGGACUGGAGUUGCUGUCAAGAGACAGUGUUCGGGAGAACCUGACAGAGGAUGCGAUUCGAGGUAUGCGAAGGGUGGAUUAUGGGGAGUUGGAAAUGUCGGAGAGGAUAAAAUACCCAGUGCUUUUGUCUGCGGAGCAUUUUCGGAGAGUGUUCUCGACUAUGGAUACAUGGGCAUUCGAAAGCUGGACGCAUUAUGCAUAUGGAUAUCUCGGUUACCUAUAUUGGGCCCUCGUCCUCUCAAUAGGGAUACUAAACAGAACAGUGCAAUUUUUCUUCGUCUCCCGAUCCGAUAUCACUCCAUCAGCCCUAGUGCUCUUUCAAAACACUCCAUUCCGGCGAAUCCACCACUUCCUUCAUACACACUUUCUCGUUCCAACAGCUCUCCCAUCACACGGCCGCAGACUUCUCUGCUGGACAUUCUCCAACCGCGCCGAGGCGCUGGUCACCCUCGGAUUCUGGAUCCUUAGUAUAAUCCUCUGCAGUGUGAGCUAUCGCCUAUCUACGGACAAUAUAUACUGGCCUUCCACCUCCACCCAAUUGAUUCGGUACAUGGCCGAUCGGACGGGUAUUAUUUCGUUCGCAAACCUGCCGCUACUAUGGCUAUUCGCUGGCCGCAACAACAUUUGCGCCUGGGCGACAGGCUGGAAUUUCGCCACCUUUAAUGUCUUUCAUCGACAUGUCGCGUGGAUUGCGACGAUCCAAGCGGUGGUGCAUACAGUUCUUUAUCUUGUCUUGUUUUUUGAAAAUUCUAAUCCAUGGAGAAAAUUGUCCAAGCCGUACCUCUUAUGGGGUACUCUUGCCAUGGCUCUGAUGAUACUCAUACUCCCCGCUGCAGUAACCUGGUUCCGCCACCGCGCGUACGAGACAUUCCUCUUCAUCCACAUCGUCUUCUCAAUAAUCCUGCUCGUCGGGUGUUUCUACCACACCAUAAUAUUUGAAACCCACGAAUAUUGGUUCUACCUCUGGCUCCCCGUGGGUAUCUGGGUAUUCGAUCGCGGUUUGCGUAUAAUCCGUGUAAUAUAUAGCAACAUCCAUGUUCGAUUCCAUCAAGGAAGCGAAACCAAGGUACAGGCUACAACCAGUACAGCCACCUAUGAUAGAGUGGCCGAUCUUAUCACAUUAACUGUUGUGCCUGGAUCUGCUGCCAGCGUCCGUCCUUGCCCUGGACGAUACUACUUCCUCUAUCAGCCGUUCAGACUCACUGGAUGGGAGAGUCACCCGUUCACGUUAGGGCGCUGGGAGUACCAGGUCAGAGCCGGUCGCGGCUUGUCGGGCUCCGGCCGGUCGACGCCCAGAGUGAUUAAAGGAGACGAGACAGUGGAUGUUUCCCAGAUCCCGCUGUUGUCAGACUCGUUUUCCUCAGACGGGCCGACGAGGGAGUCCUCGUCUGCCAAAGAACCCAGCCAGGUAGUGAUGAACCUGGAACUAACCUUCUGGAUCCGUCCCUAUGACGGCUGGACGCGGCAACUCAGGGACCGAUGCCUCAGGUCACCAGAUUUCUCGACAAGGAGCACAAUCCUCCUUGAAGGCCCCUACGGACACGAAUUUCCGUUGUGGAGAUACGACUCUGUACUCUUGCUUGCGGGCGGAACCGGGAUUGCCUCUGCGGUACCGUACAUUCGGGAUCAUAUUGCGCGGUCGGAGCCACUCAGGGCUAAUAAGCUUGGUUCAGGUGCUUAUUCUGACUUGUAUGACGACGAUUCUUACACUGAUAUCACACCCGGCCGCCCGAAUCUGGGAAAAAUCAUCACAGCUUUUGCAGAGGAAGCGCAUGUCAGUGACUGCUCUGCUGCGGUGCUGGUUUGUGGGCCCCAGAAAAUGGCGGAUGAGGCGAGGGGGGCGGUAGCUGAGGCACUGAAGAGAGGAUACCAUCUUGCACGUAUAUACGGACAUGACUAG